AUGACUCCUGAUGAUUUCCAACUAGCCACCAUGCCUAAACUCACGGUUCCUUUUCAUGAUCAUCCUAUGUCAAGUUCUUAUUGUAUUUUUUUGGAAUCUUGCUCUUUGUGCUCUUUCUCUAAGAACUCUUCAUGGCUAAGAAGAAGUGUUACUUGUAUCAGUUACGAGUGUACGGAUUGUGGCUUGACGUUGCACAAAGAAUGCGUUGACCACCUCUUCCUCAACCGGCCAUUUCUAUGCAAUCACGUUCUCAAGAUCUACCGUAAUACCUUCGCGUGGCCUGACCCUGACCGUAAAGACGACCUUUCUUGUCAUUUUUGUCGACGUAAGCUUACGUCUUUCUUUGCUCGGCUACGUAAUCUUCCGUCUUUCUUUGCUCGUUGCACGAUAUGCAACAUAAACGUGGAUAAAAAAUGUUUAAUGGCAUUGGGACCACCACUCGCAAUUUUCGAACCAAAACACCACGAGCAUAGUCUCACCCUCUUGUUAAGGUUAGUCACCUUUACUUGUAAUGCUUGUGGUGUGGUAGAUGACCGCAAUCCUUACGUAUGUCUUGAAUGCAAUUUGAUGGUCCACAAAGAGUGUGUUCAGAAUCUACCGCGAGUCAUAAGCAUAAAUCGUCAUGACCAUCGCAUAUCUCAUACUUUUCACCUUGGUCAAGGAGAAGGAGAUUGGGAGUGUGGAGUUUGUCGGAAGACGAUCAAUUGGGUCUAUGGAGGUUAUAAAUGCUCUCGUUGUCCUAGUUAUGCCGUUCAUUCAAGAUGUGCAACAAGAUACGAAGUGUGGGAUGGUUUAGAGCUCGAAGAUGUGCCCGAAGAAGAAGAAGAAAUCGAAGAUCCAUUCAAGGUAAUUAAUGAAAAGGGAGAUAUCAUUCAUUUUAGUCAUGAAGAGCAUGUUCUCAGAUUGGACGAGAUUUAUGUAACGGAUGAUGCUAACAUGCGUUGUCGGUGUUGCGUUCUUGCUAUCAACGGUGACCCAUGCUACAGAUGCGUUGAAUGUGAUUUCAUCCUUCACAAAGCGUGUGCGAAUCUUCCUCGAAAAAUGCGACAUUUAUUGCAUAAGCAUAAACUCACUCUUUCAUCGACAGGUAACCGUUUUUUGAGAUGUAAAGCUUGUGACAUAAAAACUAAUGGUUUCAUUUACGAGUGUCUUCAUGAAGGUUGCAAAAGUAUUAGUUUUACGUACGAUGUUCGGUGUAGUUCUGUAUCGGAACCGUUUCACCAUGAUCUGCAUCAACAUCCCUUAUAUUUUACGUUGGAGAAAACCAAUAAAUGUCACGCUUGUAAAAGAAAAAUAGAUUGGAAUCCCUUGAAUUGUACGGUUUGUGAUGAUUACUCUUUAUGCACGAGGUGCGCUGCUUUACCAAGAAAGGUAAAACACAGAUGUGAUGAUCAUUAUCUGUCACUAUGUCAAGGUGUGGGAAGUGCAAGUGGUGACUUGUGGUGUGAUAUUUGUGAGACAAAGACAGACCCGAGUGUAUUUUACUAUACUUGUGAUGAUUGUGGGCUAAGUCUCCAUAUUGAUUGUGUACUUGGGGAUUGCUAUUAUACCAAAGUCGGAUGCCCAGGUCCUAGGAUGGAAGUACAUCCUAACAAUGGUGCUACUCGACCUAUCUGCACCAAGUGUGAAUUACGUUGCAAGUUCCCCUUCUUCAUAAAGGGUACAGAAGAAGAUCUUGGUAUUUGGUAUUGUUCAAAAGAUCUCUGCCCAAAGGAGUUUAAUUUUGCAGUUUCACCUUAUAGAUUCGCUCUCGACAUCGGACUUCGGGACUGGGACUUGAGAGUCUUUUAA
This is a messenger RNA of Arabidopsis thaliana (thale cress), 1791 nucleotides long. Its product is annotated as Cysteine/Histidine-rich C1 domain family protein. The record is from RefSeq and is marked reviewed. The transcript has a single exon. Lineage: Eukaryota; Viridiplantae; Streptophyta; Magnoliopsida; Brassicales; Brassicaceae. Bases 1 to 1791 code for a protein of 596 amino acids.